AUGUCUCGUGCAGCGCUGCUUCAGCCCAGCCCCAAUCUGCUGGCGCAGACCAGGCAGUGGGUGGCGGUGCAGCCCUUCACAGCAGCAACCGCGCCCAGGCUCGGCGGCCCGCGGCUGGCGGCGGCACGGCGGCGGCAGCGAGGCGGCGUCGCGUCGCGGGCCCAGGCCGGCAGCAACUACGUCGAAGAGAAGUCGUUCCGCAUUGAGCAGGUCUCCUUUGGCUCCAUCCUGUCCCCCAUCGGCCUCUCCCUCAUGGUCUACGGCUUUGGCGCCUUCUUCAACCUGCUGCCGGGCGGCGACCUGUCCUCCCUCAUGCUCAUCUACGGCUUCCCCAUCACGGCCAAGCUGCAGGCCCUGGAGCGCAGCGUGCAGCGGUCAGGGUGA
Molecule: messenger RNA, 384 nt
Organism: Chlorella variabilis
Lineage: Eukaryota; Viridiplantae; Chlorophyta; Trebouxiophyceae; Chlorellales; Chlorellaceae
Exons: 5
Coding region: 1-384 (127 amino acids)
Source: RefSeq, a predicted model, not a curated record